Cuscuta epithymum is the source of this 1733-nucleotide messenger RNA. The record is from the annotation of a GenBank genome assembly. Lineage: Eukaryota; Viridiplantae; Streptophyta; Magnoliopsida; Solanales; Convolvulaceae.
ACACUUUGGCAAUAAUACAUUCAUGUGAAAAAGCUUCUCUCUAGGGUUCGGUAGCUUCUCGCCGCCGCCUUAGUGUAGGUUGAGUUUUCCCUUUUCGCUUUUCAUUCUUGGCUUCGGACUUCUUCGAAUCAAAGGUGGGGCGAGUAGGUGGUUUGGGUCUGUGUCUAUCGGCAGGCAUCGAGGAGUGCAGGGGGGAGUUUUUCUGGUUUGACUUUUGGGACGAGGGAAGUCGGUGGAGUGCUGCUGCGGCUUUUGGUUUGACUGCCGCGGCUUCGACUGUUGAGAAGAAGUCCUCUCGAAGGGGCAUCUAGGCGGACGAAUUUUUAACUAUGGAAGAUGUGGUAGAGCAGUAUAGACGUUUGGCUUUGGAGAAGGAAAACAGUAGGCUGAAUUUUGAUGAUGAGGAGGAAGAUGUUACCAUUCCAAACGCAAAGGCGGCGGAGUUUCCGGUGGUGGGAGUCAUUCAUACCGACCGGAAAGUAAGAUUUCAGGCAUUAGAAGAUCUGUUUAUACCGCUCUGGAGACCAGGAAGAGGAAUGACGGUUCAAGAAAUUGAUGACAAGAGGUAUCUAUUUACUUUUAACCAUAAAAUUGAUAUGAAUCGUGUUAUAGAUGAUGGUCCUUGGCUGUUUGAGCGAAAUCUGUUAUUGUUAAAGGCGGUUGGCCCAAAUGAUAUACCACAUAAAAUGGAUUUGUUUGAAGCAGAGUUCUGGGUGCAAGUGCACAAUGUGCCGUAUAAGUUUAUGAAUGUUGAUACUGCUAGGAGGGUGGGUAACUAUAUUGGGGAAUUUAUCAGUUUUGAUGAGAGCCACUUUAAGGAAAAAUGGAGUUCUUACUUGAGGGUUAGGGUUAAGAUGGAUGUGAGGAGGCCCCUAAAAAAGGGCUCUACUUUGACUAGUGGGGGGGGGGGGGGAAGGACACUGGGUUGAUUUUAAAUAUGAAAAGCUACCCAGUUUCUGUUUCAUUUGUGGGGUUAUGAGACACUCUGAGAAAUUUUGCCCAUUAAAAUAUGUGGAGGAUCUCGUGUUGGAGAAAAACUUUAGUGCUGAUCUCAGAGCAAGUGGUGGGGGAAAGAUUAGCCCCACAAGGGGUGGUAAGUGGUUGGUGGAUAAACAGGGAGGUCCGAAUCAUUAUAGGAGGGCUCAGGGAGAUGAGGAAGAAACUAUGAGACAGGGACGCAAGGGGAGUAUAGCUGAGACAGAAAGUAGUGGCACAAAGGAAGAGAGUAGAAGCGGUGCAGGGGAGGUCUCGGUUGAUCAGAAGCGCAGGAGAGUCUGGAAGGAUCCGGCAGAAGAAAACAACACAGAAGAAGAGAUGACACUGGACAACACAAAAAACGGGGAGGAGACGGGCUUCAACUAAUAGGCCCGCCUGCUAUGCUCGUGACGUUGCAGGUGCAGAAGUUCCAUGGUGGUGCCUAUUUUAUUAUUGCUUGUUUUAUUUCUUUUGACGUUCAGACUGUUGUUUUUGUUUGUUGUUUUGUUUACUAUUGUAAGACUCUUGCAUUAGGCUCGGGUGAUGAGAGUGCUAUAGUAACCAUUGUUGGCUCAAUUAUGCCCAAUUUAGGGUCAGUGAAUUAUACUGCUUUCUUGAAGGUGGUUAAUUCAGAGUCUGGCCCAAGGACGGAUGGUUAUUGGUGGUACUCUUGUUAUUUUAGAUCCUUGCUGAAUGCUCUUAUUCUAAUAUAAGCCCCCUUCAUCCAAAAAAAAAAUCAUAAUAUGCUUAAAUGAUAC